AAAUCAAACACAAACACUUAUUGCAACAAUCAUGAAGACAAUAAUGUUAUUGCUUUCUUUCCUUCUUUUUGCUUUCUCAACAAAUCCAUUGCUUGCUGCUGCACAAGAGGCUGUGCUUGACAGCUCCGGUGAGCCGCUCCAGACAGGCGUCGACUAUUACGUAUUGCCGGCUGUCAGUGGCAGCGGAGGUGGACUCACCCUAGGCCCCAAUAGGAAUGGCAGCAACUGCCCACUUGAUGUUGUCCAAGAACAAAACAACGAUAGCAAUGGUCUCCCUUUGACAUUUACUUCGGUGAACCCGAAUGAGGAGGUGGUUAACCUCAUAACUGAUCAGAACAUCAAGUUCUCAGCUGCCACAAUCUGUGUCCAAUCAACCGUGUGGCAGCUGGGUGCUUUUGACGAGUCUGCGGGACGAUCUUUCGUGACAACCGGCGGUGUUGUAGGAAACCCGGGUCGUGCAACAUUGAGCAACUGGUUCAGGAUUGAGAAGUAUGAUGAAGACUACAAGCUUGUCUUUUGUCCUUCUGUGUGCGGUGUCAACGAGGGUUGCAGAGUUCUUUGUGGUGAACUUGGCAUUUUUGUUGACAAUGGAACAAGACGUUUGGCUGUGAACGAACAACCCCUCAAAGUGAUCUUUAAGAAGGCCUAAACACUUUCUGCUUUACUGUUAAUUAUUAAAACAGAGAUAUAUCUUUGUAUUAUAACUAUGUAAUAAGAAAGCUUGUGCUUUCAGGUCAUAUUUAUUGCAAUAAAGGCAAUAAUAUUUAAUAUUCUUACAUUCAAUGUAACUUAUACCAUUGUAUUUGCAUUUAUAAUGUUAAUGAAGCGCCCACUAUUUAGAUUUUA
This is a messenger RNA of Cornus florida, 846 nucleotides long. Its product is annotated as kunitz trypsin inhibitor 5-like. Lineage: Eukaryota; Viridiplantae; Streptophyta; Magnoliopsida; Cornales; Cornaceae. The transcript has a single exon. The record is from RefSeq and is a predicted model, not a curated record. Gene Ontology annotation, molecular function: endopeptidase inhibitor activity. Bases 32 to 649 code for a protein of 205 amino acids.